Molecule: messenger RNA, 1884 nt
Organism: Saccostrea cuccullata (small rock oyster)
Lineage: Eukaryota; Metazoa; Mollusca; Bivalvia; Ostreida; Ostreidae
Product: adhesion G-protein coupled receptor D1-like
Exons: 19
Coding region: 1-1593 (530 amino acids)
Biological process (GO): cell surface receptor signaling pathway; adenylate cyclase-activating G protein-coupled receptor signaling pathway
Cellular component (GO): plasma membrane
Molecular function (GO): G protein-coupled receptor activity
Source: RefSeq, a predicted model, not a curated record
AUGACUAACCAUGACUACAAUUUUAUGAACAAAACACCUAGGCCAUUUAAAGAUUUUCUUAGAUCUUCUCUUAUGGUUACAGGUAAAAUAUUAACAUCUGUGGACGGAUUUGCGAAGUCUGUGACGAAAUCUCUAACAGUAAACAAGACAGUCACCGUUAAGAAAGAAAAUCUCUUGUUGAGCAUUGAGAAAAUUCCAAAACAGGAGAUUGUAUUCCCAAAGGAGACCGAAAAUUUAACUGAUUCUAUUACACGGUUCAAGUUACCCGAAUCCGCAUUACAAAAUAUUUCAGGUGACAAUGUUGCAUUUACAGCAGUAAAAUACGAUAAUCUUGGGUCGAGCUUCGAUACCGAGGACACUGGCGAGGAACUCGACUCCAGUGUAUUAUCGCUUACAGUGGACAAUUUGAAUGGCGACCUUAAUGGUAACAUCACACUUACCUUCCAGAGAAUUUCAAGAAACGUCUCAGCCAACAACAAUAUUGCACAAUGUGUCUUUCUAAAUGAAGCAGGGCACUUAUGGAACUAUUCAGGUUGUAGCGUUAACACUUCCCUCUCCAAUAGUUCACAGACCGUGUGUGAGUGUAAUCACUUAACAAACUUUGCUAUAUUAAUGAGUCUGGAUAAUAGAAAGCUAUCAGAAGAGGAUAAGAAAUGGUUGACAAUGAUUUCCAUCAUUGGAUGCAGUUUUUCUAUAGUUGGAGCAUUUGCAACAAUUGUCAUAUACUUGUAUUUUUGGAGAUACAUUAAAUCACGAAGAUCUGUACUGAUUAUCAACCUUUGUGUGGCGUUGUCAUUUGCAUAUUUGUUGUUUCUAACAGCUGGAAACCAAACUAACAAUGAGACCGUGUGUACUGUCAUUGCGGCUCUUCUUCAGUACUUUUUCCUUGCCAUGUUUUGCAUUAUGUUGGCCCUGGGAAUCGAUCUGGCAGUGGCCAUACUUGAUGUUUUCAGUACCAGAUCUAGCUCUGCUCUUUUACUACUACUGGGCUGGGGACUACCAGCUGCUGUCGUGGGAAUCACGCUCGGAGCAACGGAACUGCAUGACAUAGGGAGUAAAACGUUUUGCUGGCUGAGAAAUAGUGCUCUUUAUGGUUUUAUUGUUCCUGCCCUGAUCAUUAUUUCGGUAAAUUUUAUCAUCGUUGUUAUGGUAAUGAAAACGAUGUUCUCUUCCUCUUUUAUGGUGAAAAAGUCUCUGAAAGAAAAGACAAUAAGUGGGGUUCGAGGAAUGAGUGCAUUGUUACCUGUCCUUGGGUUGACUUGGGUUUUUGGAAUUUUAUCAAUAGAUAGCAGCACCAUUGUCUUCAAAUAUUUAUUUGCCAUAUUUAAUUCCUUACAAGGCCUUUUUAUUUUCCUGUUCCAUGUUUUAAUGAACAAUCAGGUUCGGCAAGCCAUGUCAAGAAAAAUUAGAAAAUAUGAAUCAAGAACUUUAACGACGCGAACGUCCAAGAACAAAUUAGUUUCAAAAUCAAAUUCUAAAGAUUUAUACAGUGAAGAGGAAUUCAAAGAGGUCAGAAAAUACUCUGAGGGAUCCAUUAUACCAAGGAUACAAUUACCGAAUCCUGUUUACCGAGGAAAAUCGACGCCAUGUUGAAUAUUUCUUAUAAUGCGUUUUGAUACUCUUUUUGCAUUAUCAUCAUUUGAUAUGUGAUUUUGGACUUUAAAGAAGAGGAUAUAAACGUAGUGAAGUCUAGAAAAACUAUAUAUUGAUGAUAUACUAUUUCGUGAUUUUUGCUGUUCAUGUACAAAAAAUUAUUAUUAUUGGUUGACAUCCCGCUUCAUAAUGAUUUAGAUAAUGGUCACUUGUUUAUAAAAACUGUUCAUAUAUGCAAUGAACAUUGAAGAUCGAGUGCAUAUAAUUAUUAUGCUGGAGCAUAAACAACUU